Linderina pennispora is the source of this 180-nucleotide messenger RNA. RefSeq lists its product as uncharacterized. The transcript has a single exon. Gene Ontology annotation, molecular function: RNA polymerase II cis-regulatory region sequence-specific DNA binding. The annotation marks the transcript as partial. The record is from RefSeq and is a predicted model, not a curated record. Lineage: Eukaryota; Fungi; Kickxellomycota; Kickxellomycetes; Kickxellales; Kickxellaceae. Gene Ontology annotation, cellular component: nucleus; cytoplasm.
AAGCCCGAGCCUCCCCGCCCGUACAAAUGCCCCAUGUGCCCCAAGGCGUUCUUCCGUCUCGAGCACCAGACACGGCACAUCCGCACGCACACCGGCGAGCGGCCGCAUGCCUGCACACACCCUGGCUGUGAGAAGCGGUUUUCGCGGUCUGACGAGCUGACUAGACACAUGCGGAUCCAC